Molecule: messenger RNA, 2660 nt
Organism: Homarus americanus (American lobster)
Lineage: Eukaryota; Metazoa; Arthropoda; Malacostraca; Decapoda; Nephropidae
Gene: TfIIS
Product: transcription elongation factor S-II-like
Exons: 7
Coding region: 176-1027 (283 amino acids)
Biological process (GO): DNA-templated transcription; transcription elongation by RNA polymerase II
Cellular component (GO): nucleus
Molecular function (GO): zinc ion binding; nucleic acid binding
Source: RefSeq, a predicted model, not a curated record
UAGUCAUAUGCACCGUCGCAUGUUGGCUCAACCGAUACACAACAAUUUCAUGAUAACAAAGACGACACAUCCUUAGUUAUAAUGGAAUACAGGGAACACUAUUAUGGUUAAUGCUAUCUUAUUGUUUUGCAUUGGAUACUGGCAGUGUUGACUGGUCCACAACAGAGAUUUACUCAUGUCCACUUUAGACCAGACACAGGCACUGGAUAUACUAAAGGUGUUACAAGGACUCCCAAUCAAUUUCCAGGUGCUAUCAAAAACUCGAAUUGGUAUGACGGUGAAUGCACUUCGUAAGGCCUCAACUGAUGAAGAAGUAAUUUCCACUGCUAAACAACUUAUAAAGAACUGGAAGAAAUUUGUUCCUGACAAGAAAGAUGACGAUGAAAAGGAAGGAAAAGAGGAAAAAAAGAAGGAGAAGGAAGACAAAAAAGAAGCCAAAAACAGUAGUAACACCAGCAACAACAGUAACAGUAGCAGCAGCAGUGGAAGUUCCAAACCUGCCAGCUUCCCAUCUUCAGCCCCACCAACAACAGAUUUUCUGCGUUUGAAAUGCCGAGAAAUGAUUGCCAACGCCCUUAAAUUAUCAGAAAUGCCUGAUGGUGUAGUGGAUACUCCAGAGAGUCUGGCAGAAAAGAUUGAAGAGGCCAUCUACCAAGAGUUCCGCAAUACCGACGCGGCUUAUAAGAACCGCUUGAGAUCAAGGGUUUACAACUUAAAAGAUUCUAAGAACCCACAGUUACGAGAAAAUGUGCUGAGAGGUGUUAUUUCUCCAAAGAAAAUGGCGUGUAUGACAUCCGAAGAAAUGGCUAGUGAAGAGAUGAAGGCUCUUCGUGAAAAGUUCACAAAAGAAGGUAUCGAUGACCAUCAACUGGCUAUUGCUCAAGGUACAAAAACAGAUUUGCUCAAGUGUGGCAAAUGUGGACAGCGAAACUGCACUUACAACCAGAUGCAGACCAGAAGUUCUGAUGAACCAAUGACCACAUUUGUGUUGUGCAAUCACUGUGGAAAUCGCUGGAAGUUCUGUUGAGCAUCAGGCUAGAGGGAAUUAAUGUGCCCAAAGGAUUUUAUAUUUUAUUUUUUUUUAUAGUGGACUUGUUAAUCAUUGGUUGCUCCCAUACAUUACUGUAAUACAAUGUUAAUUGUCUUCGACACCUUCAGCCCAGCUUAUUGUGGUCUUAUACUUAAAUUGUGUUAUUUAACUGGGUUUUCUAAUAAGUGGUCUUGUUGGGCUCACAUUCUUCAUUGUUAAAGAUCUUGUUAUGUUUCAAAAGGUGUGUGUCUGAAAUAUUACCAAGUUAAAGUCUAAUACACUGUAGCUAAUGACUUAAAAUUAAACAAUAUCCAAAUCUAAGAAUUGUGAAGUUUUUUACUAUUCACAGUUAAAAUGUAACUAAAGUCAUUUACUUAUUAUGAAUUACUUUGUCAGGCUGUUAUCAUUAAUACUAACAUAUCUUCUGAUUUACUUGCCUGUACAUCAACUUAGUAAUUCAAUUAUGAAACUUUUUCCCUUUGGUAUUUAGUGAUACAUUAGAUGAGACUUAGAACUGGAAUAUUCUACGGUUUAAUGCGAUCGAUCGUCCAGGUAACUUAAGAGGGAACGUCUAAAAUUCAUGAGCAGGUGUUUUAACAUUUCACUGUGAGGGUUUGUUUCUUUACAUUGUAUUCAUAUUUUCAUAUGCUAUUCAUGUAGCAUAUAUGUAGUGAGGUUCAUUUCACAGGGCUAUGUGAUCAUUUUAUGUGCUGAGCUGGUCACUCGACAUUCUGGAUCAUAGACUAUUUAAUUUUUGCCCUAGGAAAUAUAUCCCAGUGAUGGGAUUUGGUGUAAAAUAAAUUGUAGAAAGAAUAAGUUGUGGGUGCAUUAGUAUUGUGGUAUAUUGACAGUUUUGCAUCUUAUGAUAUUUUUCUUAUUUUUCAUUAGUAAAAAUUUUUUAUUAAAAGAAUAUAUUUCAAAGUAUUGUACAGUAUAUCCUGAAGGUUGUCCAUACCAUUACUCUUCAGCAGUUCUCAUGUUCCUUCAGUUUUGGAUAUACUGUACAUUAUAAUGUCACUAUUUUGACUUGUCAAUUCAUUCUACUGGCUUGAUUGCGGUGCCCAUGUGUUAAGUCUUUUGUGAUGGGAAAUCACUUUUGGAAAAAGAUUUUGGCAUUAGUACAGACUUUUAGAGAACAUGAUAUAACCCCUUUGUGAAGCAAUUGAACUAAUACUUCACCUGAAGGUUUUCUUAAUAAUACCUAAAUUUUUAUGAGAAUUAUUUUAAAUGUGAAAUUCUAAAAUACUGUAGUGGUAUUAAACUUUGAGGAGAAUUUAACAUCAAGGAGCUACAUAUAGUUAUUUAAACAUAUUGGGUGUGUGUGACACAUGGUAGACAGGCUUUACAUGUUGAUAUUUCUAUUAAUUUCAUAAUAUAGACUAUAAAGAGGCAGUCUUUUAUUUUUUGUUGUUUGGAAUUAAAUUUUUGUUAAGAAAUAAAAGUAAAAGCCUAUCCUUUAGAUUUGUAUGUAUUUCAGUGAACAUUAAAGAAGGUUUACAGAUAUGUAGGACCAAUUACUGGUUUUUUUAUAUAUUGGAAUAUUUCCAAACUUAUAUUGCUUAAAAUAUUAGAGUAAAUACAGUCUUCAUAUCUUGAGUACUGUGUCCUUAUCAAUACAGAUGUACCUGUA